Messenger RNA from Pelobates fuscus (common spadefoot toad), 2849 nucleotides. It is a transcript of the gene PLEKHH3, whose product is annotated as pleckstrin homology, MyTH4 and FERM domain containing H3. The record is from RefSeq and is a predicted model, not a curated record. Gene Ontology annotation, biological process: signal transduction. NCBI's taxonomy places the organism in Eukaryota, Metazoa, Chordata, Amphibia, Anura, Pelobatidae. Gene Ontology annotation, cellular component: cytoskeleton. The coding region runs from base 98 to 2401 and encodes 767 amino acids. The transcript is spliced from 13 exons.
GCAGUUGGGUUCUGACAUUUUCAGAUGUGAACAUAUUCAAACAGAUAAAAUAUAAAACACUUGGGGAGGAAGGAAGGAAGUUCAGAACCCGCUCUGGAUGCCUUUGCAGGGAAUGUGGUGGUGGAUUUGCUGUAGACAUGGGUUCACCCUCCUGGGCAGAGACUAUGGGGAGAAGGAGGAAGAAGAGGAAUCAUUUGAGAUGAAGAGUGCUUCUGAUGUUCAGAUUUGCAGUAGACAAGGGACCCUGGAUGUUGGUGUGACCCAGCCUGUCCAUGUGUCCAAUGGAUCAGACAGGCUUUUACAUGCCUUGGAAGAAAAACACAGCCUGAUUACACAGCCCGACAAGGUUACAUACAAGGACGAUCAAGAUGUAAUUGUUAAAGGUUGGCUGCAACGGGAAGUGAAUGGAGGAGUUAAGACUCCCUGGUCUAGAUUAAAGAAGUUCUGGUUUGUACUAACUCCUGACUCCCUGGACUAUUACAACAGCAAUGAGAAGUCCAGCAAACGCGUGGGGAGCCUCGUGCUUACCAGCUUGUGCUCUGUGAUUUGGCCAUCUAAACAGAGUUACAAAGAAACAGGGUACUGGAAUGUUACAGUGUAUGGAAGAAAACAUUGUUAUCGGUUAUAUACAGAGCACUUAAAUGAAGCUGUACAUUGGGUGUGUGCCAUCCAGAAAGUGAUUGACAGCAAAGCUCCUUUGGAAACCCCCACACAACUUCUCAUUAAAGACAUUGAUGAAAAUCACUGCAAUCAAGAAUCUGUGGAUGAAAUCUACAAAUUAAACCCCAUUCUACGGCACACAAAAAGUCCUCUGUAUGCCCCCCUUUUACCCUUUUCGUACGGAUCCGAAGAUCAUUCCACUCAUAAUGUCAACGGUUACACGGCUCUCCGGGAUGAGGCUGUCAAGAUCUUUAACUCUCUUCAGCAGAUGGAGAAUGAACGAGAUCCUAUUCCCCUGAUACAGGGAGUUCUUCAGACCUGUCUGGACCUGCGGCCUCUGAGAGAUGAGGUUUACUGCCAAGUCAUCAAGCAAACCACGGACCCUCCUGAGCCUGGAAGCUUAAAUGACCUAAGAUAUUGGCAGUUACUUACCUGCAUGAGUUGCACUUAUCUACCUAGUCCUGCUGUGCUUCGUUUCCUCCACACUCAUUUACAGAGAACUCAAGAACUGUUCCCUGACACAGAAAUGGAGAAGUAUGCAGAAUUCAUCCUAGUAUCCCUUGAUAAAACAAAGCAGCGGGAGUUUGUCCCAUCCUACGAUGAGAUCUCUGUAUUGAUCAACAGAGAAGAACUGUCCUGUAUGGUCUAUUAUCCUGGAGCAGGCACCUGCAAAGUGCAGAUCACUUCACAUACCACAGCUGAAGAGCUGGUGCAGGAACUGACUGACAAACUUAAUCUGAGUAACAGCCAUAAUGUCUUUGCCCUGUAUGAACAGAACAGCCAUUACGAGCAGGCCCUCAGCAAACCUACCAUCAUUGCCGAUACUCUCACCAGGUUUGAAAACCUGUCCUGCAAAGAAAAAGGAUUUGAAUCACGAUGGAGACUUUACUUCAAGCUCUACUGUUUCCUUAAUAUUGAAGAUGUAGCCAAAGACAGCCUAGAAUACUCCUUUCUCUUCGAGCAGGCACACGAGGCAGUUAUACGAGGGUACAUGCCAACCAACGAGGACACGUUGCACUCACUGGCAGCUUUACGUCUCCAGUUCCUAAAUGGUGACUUUUCCCCCCAUGCCCCCUUCCCUCGACUAGAAGAAUUGUUCCCCAUCUAUAUACUUCACUCUCGGAUUUUGUCCUCAACUAAACCUUCAAUCACAUCCAGAACUUCCUGCACUAGUUUCCAAAAAGGAAUUUUCUCAAAGGCUCUUCCUAAUGGGCUGUGGAACAACUCCUUGGAAAAGCAGAAAGCAGAGGAGAGCCAGAAGUUCAAGGGACGUAUGAAAGAGGAGAGUGCCAACAUGAUGUCUGCAAUUGUAGAAAAAUGGAAGGUCCUGCACAGUAUGCAGAAGACAGAGGUCAUGACCUCAUAUCUGUCUAUUGUAAAGCAGUGGUCGGGCUAUGGCUCCACAUUAUUUGAUAUUGACUUCUACAUGAGCUCAUCUGGGAGUUUUUUUCAACGCCUCUGGCUUGGCAUCAGUGCCUCGUCCCUUUGCCUCUACAAACAGGGAGAAAUGGAGCCCUUUGAAAAUGUUCUGUACAGUCAGAUAUCAUCAUUUGGUGUUUCAGACAGUACCACCUUUAAAGUGUCAGCGGGGGAGAAAGACAUGAUAUUUGAAACCACUAAGGUGGAUGAAAUUACCCAGCUAAUUAACACAUACCUGAUGUGCAUCAGUAAUGGACAUUGCUCCACUAUGGGGAGUAACAGUGUUGCAUUUCACAGUCAAGAAGAAGCAGUGCAAAACUGACCCUGUUAUGGUUUGCAUAAUUUCCCCUAAGGGCAACUUUUAGGCAUGGCUAUUACUUAUGGCCCUUAUGAAUCAGCAGCAGCAUUAUACCUGGACAUCGAAUAUGGAUGUGCCUCUACAGGAGAUUAUAAAGAUGUGGAAACAGUAUUUUGCUGCAAUCAAACUUCUAUUCCCCAAACCAAAAAUGUGUCUUUUCUCUUCCUCUACCAUAUAGAUGCCUUUGGAUAAGGAUUUUUGCCUAAUUUUGUCAGGAUAAUCGUCAAACCAUUAGAAGGCAAAAAAUCCAAUCAACACAUUUGUGCAUUUUCACUCAUUGCAUACUGUAAGACAGUUUUAUUUCAAUUUUCAAUCCAGUUACCGACACAGGAUGCUAAGUUCUCCAGUUGUCUGCUGCAGUGUUUUUUGUUGUUUUGUGUAUCAAACUGUACAUUUAUUCUCUGGAUCCAGA